AUUAUAAAAGUAGGUACAUCAUCAAAAAUUGUUAAAACUGUCGUACCAUGUUGAAAAUAUUACUUUUUGUUGUUCUCAGUUUUUUUAUACAAAUAUUUUGUGAAGAUAUUGAUGUAACUUUGCCAAAUGGUAAAAUCCGUGGAUUAAAAGUAACGCCUGUGGUUACUAAUCUUACUUAUUACUCAUUUUUGGGAAUUCCAUUUGCUGCUCCACCUAUUGGAAACCUUCGAUUUAAACCCCCUCAACCUGUUGAAAAUUGGGAAGGUACCCUAAUAGCCGAUAAUAACGAUGCUUUAUGUUAUCAAGUGGGUAAAAAAACAGAACAUGCUUCGGAAGACUGUUUGUACCUAAAUGUUUAUACUCCAGUUGUCCCCUCAACUUCCUCCAGAUUACCGGUUUUAGUCUUCAUAUAUGGGGGAACUUUCAGACGAGGCCGUUCUUUUCCAGGUUAUAAAUCUCCUGCCUUUCUAAUGAAGGAAAAUGUAGUGGUUGUUACAUUUAACUACAGGGUAGGACCGUUCGGAUUUUUAUCUACAGAAGAUGAAGUUAUUCCUGGAAAUAUGGGAUUAAAAGAUCAACAAUUCGCUCUAAAAUGGGUUCAACAAAAUAUUAAUCUUUUUGGUGGAGAUCCAAAGCAAGUAACUCUGAUGGGUCAAAGUGCUGGAUCAGCUUCUGUCACAUAUCAACUUUUAAGUCCGGGAUCAGCAGGUUUAUUUAGAGCAGCUAUCGGAAAUAGCGGUUCGGCAUUAUGCACAUGGGCUUUCCAAAGGAACUCUGCAGAUAUUGCUUAUGGAAUCGCAGCUGAAAUCGAUCCUACUUUUGAAAGAAAUAGAACGUCCGAAGAACUAUUGAAUUUCUUAUCGAACGUCCCUGCGUCUGCCAUUGAAGAUACCGCAGACAAAUAUAAUGCAUUCGCUCCAGUUAUAGAAGUUCCUCAUGUCGGGGCUCUUAUAUCUGAUCUAAUGUAUAGUAACGCAGAGACCGGCAGCUUCAAUAAAGUUCCAGUUUUGAUGGGUUUUAAUUCUGAAGAAGCUUUGAUGAUGGCAGAAAAAACGGGUUCAUGGAGGUCAUAUGUUCGACAAUAUGAUAAAGAUCUUCGUACAUUAGUUGAUGAUGAUAUGUAUAUCACUGAUAGCGACAAAAAAUUAUUGGUAGGAAAAGAGAUCAAGAAAAUCUAUUUGAAUGAUACCGAUUUGUUUGCUGAUAAUCUUGGAGAAUCUGUACAGUAUUUUGGUGACAACAGAUUCAUCAGGCCAAUUAUAAAGUUCGCAGAAUUGAUACGUCAUCAUGUUGAUUUAUACUUCUACCAAUUUUCUUACCAUGGUCCCUUGGGUGGUAAUAGUGUAGAAAUACCAGGAAUUGGCAAAGUCGCUCACGCAGAAGACCAAAACUAUUUUUGGGCAGUUCACGAUAACUACGAUUCAUUUCCCGACACAGAUAUUAAAACAUUGGAACGAUACGUCACGCUUUUAACCAAUUUUGUUAAAUAUCUGAACCCCACUCCAAUAGCUGACGAUUUAUUGCAAAAUAUCACAUGGCCAAAAGCAACUGAGAAUGAUUACUUAUAUUUGGAUAUUGAUACGAAUUUAAGUAUACAAACAAAUCCCAGGAACUUUUCUUAUAGUAAAUGGGUGGAUAUAUAUGAAGAAAACGCAGCUAAACCACAUUUGUCGGUGUUUUUCAUUUUUCACUAUAUAGAAAGAUUCAGUUCUUAUCGAAGAUAUGAAGCAGCUAUAUGGAAGAUAAUUACUUCUAAAGCAUGUAGAAAUUCAGUUGGAUGGAAAUUCUAUAAAAACUCUACCGUAUUUUGCGAUGAUGAUCUCCUGGUUACCUUACCAAACGGAAAACUUCGAGGAAUUUCCCUAACUGCUCCAAUUACCGGUAAUCUUACAUAUUACGCAUAUUUACGCAUUCCAUUUGCAGCACCACCAGUAGGUAAUUUACGAUUUCAGCCACCGCAACCACCUGCAAAUUGGGAAGGCAUUUUAGAAGCUAACAAUGUUUCCGUAUCCUGUUACCAAGUACAAGCAACAGACAAAUACGAAUCAGAAGAUUGUCUCUAUUUACAUGUUUAUUCGCCUGUUAAACCUACAGAUACAAGAAAAUUGCCAGUUGUUGUUGAAAUUUAUGGAGGAACGUUUCUAAAAGGUCAUGCUUCCUACAAUAAUAAAGCAGGUGCUUUCCUCAUGAGUUAUGGCGUGGUACUUGUAACCUUCAAUUACCGAGUUGGACCAUUUGGAUUUUUGUCUACUGGUGAUACGGUUAUUCCUGGAAACAUGGGUUUGAAAGAUCAACAGGCAGCUCUUAGAUGGAUCCAACAGAAUAUUGAAUACUUUGGUGGAGAUCCACAAAAGGUAACGAUUAUGGGUCAAAGUGCUGGAUCAGCUUCAGUUACUUAUCAACUACUCAGUCCCGGCUCUGCAGGACUUUUCAGAGCUGCGAUUGGUAACAGUGGUUCAGCUUUAUGCAAUUGGGCAAACAAAAUGAAUGCUGUGGAUACAGCUUAUGGAAUAGCUGCUGAAAUCGAUCCAAGCUUUGAUAGAUCAAGAUCGACUCAAGAAUUAGCAGAUUUUCUAUUAUCAGUUGAUGCAUCUGCAAUAGUCAGCACACAGUAUCAUUUUUAUGUCUUUCCUCCUGUGUUGGAAGUACCUCAUGAUGGUGCUUUUAUUACCGAAUCAAUGUACACUUUAGUAGAAACCGGAGCAUUCAACAAAGUUCCAGUUUUGAUGGGCUUCAAUUCAGAAGAAUAUAUAUCAAAGGGUAAAGAUAUGAAUCUGUUGGCCAAAUAUGCCCAGCAAUUUGAUAAUAAUCCUCGCCUAUUAGUAGAUGGAGAUAUGUCUAUAACUGAUGAUGCCGUUAAAUUGGAAGUGGGACAAAAAAUAAGACAAAUUUAUGCAGAAUCUUUUUUAUCGAACAAAUCAACCAUAUUGACAAAUAUGUUGAGCAUUGUAACUUUAUUAUUGAUUACUAUUGUGCAGAUAUUCUGUGACGAUGAUCUUGUAUUAACCCUACCGAACGGAAAAAUUCGAGGAAUUUCAGUUACUCCCCCGGUUACUGGCAACUUUACAUAUUAUGCAUAUUUGGGAAUUCCGUUUGCAGCACCACCAGUAGGUAAUCUAAGAUUUCAGCCACCACAACCACCUGCAAAUUGGGAUGGUAUUUUAGAAGCUAACAAUAACUCCGUGUCUUGCUAUCAAGUGGACAUGGAAGAUAACUAUCAAACAGAAGAUUGUCUUUAUUUGAGUGUCUACACACCAUUAAAACCUUCGGAUUCAAGGAAAUUACCAGUUGUGGUUUCUAUUUAUGGAGGAACAUUUAUUCACGGCCAUGCUUCUUAUGGUGGCAAAGUAGCUGCUUUUCUUAUAAGUCAUGAUUUGAUUCUUGUUUCAUUCAAUUACCGUGUUGGACCUUUUGGAUUUUUAUCUACUGGCGAUACAGUAAUUCCUGGAAAUAUGGGGUUGAAAGACCAACAAUUAGCUUUGAAAUGGGUGAAUCAAAAUAUUGAAUUCUUCGGUGGAGAUCCACAAAAGGUAACCAUCUUGGGUCAGAGUGCUGGAUCAGCGUCAGUUACCUACCAACUUCUCAGUCCAGGAUCCGCAGGACUUUUUAGGGCCGCAGUAGGAAUGAGCGGCUCUGUUUUGUGCGAUUGGGCGCAACAAAGAAAUGCUGUGGAGACAGCUUAUGGAAUAGCUGCUAAAAUUGAUCCUAGUUUCGAGAGAACCAGAUCAACACAAGAUUUAUUAGACUUCUUAUUGAAAGUUGAUGCAUUGUCGAUAGUCAAAACCAAUGAUACGUAUAAAGUAUUUUCACCGGUCAUAGAAGUACCUCAUGAAGGAGCUUUCAUUUCCGAUGUUAUGUACACUUCGGUCCAGAAUGGUUCAUUCACAAAAGUUCCAGUUUUAAUGGGUUUCAACUCAGAAGAAGGCUUAGGAAUGGCAAAAGAUAUGGAUUCUUGGAGGAAACAGGUUGAAAAAUACGAUGAAAAUCCGCGUUUGUUAGUCGAUGACGAUAUGUAUAUUACUGAUGAUGAUGUGAAAUUAGAAGUAGGUAAGAAAAUAAGAAGUAUAUAUAUGGGAGAUCAGCCAUUUGGUGAUAACGUCGGAAAAGCUGUACAGUAUUAUAGUGACAACAGGUUCAUUAGACCAAUCUUGAAAUUUGCCGAGUUAAUCUCAGAGCACGUUGAUUUAUACUUUUAUGAAUUCUCCUAUCAUGGCGAAUUAGGACAAAACAAUGUUUCCAUACCCGGUAUUGGCAGAGUAAAACAUGCUGAAGAUCAGUGGUAUUUUUGGCCCUAUUAUGAUAGCUAUGAUCAAUUUUCAAAAUCAGAUGUCAAAACAGUUCAAAGAUAUGUGAAAUUAGUAGCUAACUUCGUAAAAUUUCUGAAUCCCACACCUGAAAAAGAAGAGUUAUUCGAUAAUAUCACGUGGCCAAUGGCCACAAGCGACCAUCUCACCUAUUUGGACAUCGACGAUAAUUUGAGCUUAUGUCAAAAUCCACGAAACUUUUCAUACCGACCAUGGGUAGAUAUUUUCGAGGAAUAUGUUCCAAAGCCAUUUAUAUCUUUUUAAAUGCUGAAUAAAUGAAA
Molecule: messenger RNA, 4585 nt
Organism: Diorhabda sublineata
Lineage: Eukaryota; Metazoa; Arthropoda; Insecta; Coleoptera; Chrysomelidae
Exons: 30
Coding region: 48-4568 (1506 amino acids)
Source: RefSeq, a predicted model, not a curated record